AUGUUCUUCUCCUUCAUUCCCCCCCCCCCCCGCCUCCCCUCCCCUGUCGUGGCUGUGCGUCAGUUGACCAGGAAAGCCAGCGAGAGUCCCACUGGGUCCACUCCAGGAAAUCAAGUGGAGGGCGGGCGCGUCGACGGAAAUGAUGAAGAAGAAGGAGGAAAUGAUGAAGAAGGAUCAAUCCUGCCUUCAGAUACCGAGUCGGAGAGUCUGCUGCUUCUUGUGAGUCGGUCCCCGUCAGCUUGCAGCGCGGCGCCGCCGCCGCACCGUGAGGUUCUGAUGGAGUCGCCGGAGGCGGCGCUGAGAUCAGACCACGGGUCCAGUCCUGCGGACCCUCCUCCCUCUCUCACCCGCUCGCCUCCGUGCACCGGCUCAGCCAUUUCCCUCCCGCCGCCCCCUCUCCCUCCUUUGGCCCCUCCCUCUCCUUUGGCCCCGCCCCCAGACCCAGACCUCGGCUUCCACUCCACCCGCUUCUGGAAAAGCUGCAACGCGGCCGGCUGCACGCGGGCGCUCUUCACCGGCUUCAUUAAUGAGAUGAACGCCAUCGGCAGCAGAAUCCAGUCGGACCGGGCCAGCCAGGAGGACUACGACCACGCCCUCACAGUGAUGACUGCUUCUGGGAAACUGGAGGCGCUUGUGGCCCAGCAGCAGGAAGAGCUACAAAGAAAACAAGCGGAGCUGCUGACGGCCACCGGCGCCAUGAAGGAGGUCGUCUCCGCGCUGAAGACGCGCGGCCAUCAGCAGGCGCCGUGGAAAACUGCACUAAUAUACGGCGCCGGUACCUCAAAAUGCACCAAAAGAGUUGAACUCCUACAAUGUGAUCUUUGGAAUGUGCCUUUCUAAACACUGACACAAAGGUUUCAGAAACGAGUGUCUGGUAGAUCUGUUGUGAUGUUCACAGUUUGAAAAGCCCGUUUGUUUCCCUUAACGGUGCCUCAGUGGUCAGGAAAAAGAUUUUUAAAGAAUCUAAUAUGUUGAAAAAGUUCCCCGUCCAACACGUUCUGAACCAAGAGGUUGAAACUGUUAAAAAAUAACAUUGUUUUACUUAAGUUCGUUCCUUUUAUGAUGUGCCAGGUGUUCAUGUACCUGAAGAUAUUUUAUUGUAGAACUAGAAGACGAAAAAACACUGAUUGAAAGUUGGAAGCAGAUAAAUUUGGGCCAGAUAUAGAUGAAAUAGAGUUUAUCAGUAACUCCAAGCUUUGAAUUGUUAAUUAAAGACUCAAACAGGUCAUCAAUUCAUAUGUUUCUGACACGGUGAAACCAAAAGGACGGAUGAGCGGAAAUAAUGCUGCAAGGAAAUUUCUGCAAUUUCUUAAAAAGUAAAGCAAAGUUCAGGAGUUUGUUUACAUUAUUGAUCAAAAGAGGAAUUCAUGUGUCGUCCUCUUGUUCAUGUGAUACAUUGUUAUAACUGUUAGUAAAGUUGUUUGUUUACCUAA
Messenger RNA from Pseudoliparis swirei, 1433 nucleotides. RefSeq lists its product as uncharacterized. The transcript is spliced from 8 exons. The record is from RefSeq and is a predicted model, not a curated record. Bases 1 to 840 code for a protein of 279 amino acids. Lineage: Eukaryota; Metazoa; Chordata; Actinopteri; Perciformes; Liparidae.